Anas platyrhynchos (mallard) is the source of this 5821-nucleotide messenger RNA. Its product is annotated as cyclic AMP-dependent transcription factor ATF-7. Gene Ontology annotation, molecular function: DNA-binding transcription factor activity. The record is from RefSeq and is a predicted model, not a curated record. NCBI's taxonomy places the organism in Eukaryota, Metazoa, Chordata, Aves, Anseriformes, Anatidae. Gene Ontology annotation, biological process: regulation of DNA-templated transcription.
GGGGGGGCCCAGCGCGUCCGCAGCCAGCGCAAGGCCCCGGAGGCGGCGAGCGGCGGCGCGGCCCUCCCGGAGGAACUCGUAACACAAUGGGCGAGCGCUGAGGAGCGGAGGCUGAGCGGAGAGACGUGAACGGGGCCGGGGUUCCCCUGGGGAGCCAGCAAGCGGCAGCUCUUUGUUGGAGCUUAGCUGAGCUGCAUGAAAUAUGGGAGACGACAGGCCGUUUGUGUGCAAUGCCCCCGGCUGCGGACAGAGGUUUACAAACGAGGACCACCUGGCGGUUCAUAAACACAAGCAUGAGAUGACAUUGAAAUUCGGCCCUGCUCGAACCGACUCAGUCAUCAUAGCAGAUCAGACCCCGACCCCGACUCGGUUCCUGAAGAACUGCGAGGAGGUGGGACUCUUCAACGAGCUGGCCAGCUCCUUCGAGCACGAGUUCAAGAAAGCUGCGGAGGAUGACGAGAAAAAGAGCGCUGGAGCCCUGGACAUGUCCCUGCCCUCGACCCCAGACAUCAAAAUAAAGGAGGAGGAGCCGGUGGAGGUGGACUCGUCCCCCCCAGACAGUCCUGCCUCGAACCCGCCGUCGCCGCAGAGCAAGGAGAAGGAGAUCACCUCCAAGCCCGUCAUCGUCUCUACGCCCACCCCAACCAUCGUGCGCCCGGGCUCGCUGCCUCUGCACUUGGGCUACGACCCCCUGCACCCAACGCUGCCGUCCCCCACCUCCGUCAUCACCCAGGCUCCCCCUUCCAACAGGCAGCUCGGGUCGCCCACGGGUUCCCUUCCGCUUGUCGUGCAGCUUCCGAACGGGCAGACCAUGCCUGUCCUCCCGGGCCCUCCUGUGCAGAUGCCUUCUGUGAUAUCGCUGGCUCGGCCCAUGGCCAUGGUGCCCAACAUUCCCGGUAUUCCUGGGCCCCCCAUCAACAGCAGCGGCUCCAUCUCGCCCUCGGGCCUCCCCGUGCACUCGGAAGCCAAAAUGAGGCUGAAGGCCAGCUUGACGGCGUCUUCCUCGCUCAACGGCAGCAACCUGGUGGUGGGCUCAGCCAGCACGAUGGUGACCGCGCGCCCGGAGCAGAGUCAGAUCCUCGUCCAGCACCCCGACGCCCCCUCCCCAGCUCAGCCACAGGUUUCCCCUGCCCAGCCCACGCCCAGCACCGGCGGGCGGCGGAGGCGCACGGUGGACGAAGACCCCGACGAGCGCCGGCAGCGGUUCCUGGAGCGCAACCGUGCCGCCGCGUCCCGCUGCCGGCAGAAACGCAAGCUCUGGGUGUCUUCCUUGGAGAAGAAAGCCGAGGAGCUCACGACCCAGAACAUCCAGCUGAGCGUGAAACGAAGUCACGCUACUGAGGAACGAAGUUGCUCAGCUGAAGCAGCUCCUGCUGGCUCACAAGGACUGCCCCGUCACUGCACUACAGAAGAAAACACAGGGCUAUCUCGAAAGCCCGAAGGAGAGCUCGGAGCCCACCGGCUCCCCGGCUCCCGUCAUCCAGCACAGCUCCGUCACCGCCUCCCCCAACGGGCUCAGCGUCCGCUCGGCGGCCGAAGCCGUGGCCACCUCGGUGCUCACGCAGAUGGCGAGCCAAAGGACAGAACUGGCCGUGCCGCUGCAGCCCCACGUCAUCAUGGCCCCACAGUCGCAGUCUGCCGGCAGAUGAUGGCGCAGCCCCCGCGCGGGACACGGAGCGAAGCAAAGCGCGGACUCUGCCCGUCCCCGAGUCCCCGAGCGGUGGGGACGGAGAUGGAUUUUUUUUUUUUCUUUUCUUUUUUUUUUUAAAAAAAGUGAGUUAAGGGCAGCUAUAUGGCGCUUCUGACACUGCGUAGCCUGUACAGAUCCCAGCCCCGAACCGCUGCCGUGCGCGCCCAACCCGUCCCCGCCGGGCGGCUUCGCACCCAGCGCCUUCUCGAAGCCUCCGGCACCGUGCGGAGCCACCCGGACACGCGGAGCCUCGCUUUGAAAGCACCUCGGAUGGUUUGCUUUCAGGAAUCAGUUCCAUUAACACUAAACCUCCGUGCUCGGUGGAUCCCCGUGGCGCUCUCACUCGUCCCAGUGCCCCCCCACCCCCACGUUCCCUCGCCCUGCGCUCUCAGCAAAGGAAAACGCAGCUCCUGGGAGGCUGUGACAUUUAGCCGUGCUGUCAGUGUAUUUUAUUUUUAACAGCAUGCUGCUUCCAGGCAUCUGCUCUCCCCCCUCACCACCACUUUAGCUACCUGAAACAUUGCACCUUCGGACGAGGAAGCCUCCUUGAGCUCCGAGGUUAAAGGGAUCGAGGUCGCUCUCCUCGCAAGAUGCCGGCGACGCUUUUUUGGAGCACGCUGACGUUACCGGAGCCGAACCCCUGCAAACCACCGGUCGCUCGUGCUGCCCCGGGAGGUGUCCCCGGGCCUCCCCCAGGCAGCAGGGACAGGCACCGGCCGCUCUAGCAGCAGCGGGGCUGCUCUUGCUCUUCCUUACAGUAACGUGGCGCCGACUGCGCCUUCGGGGACCUGCGGGGACCUGCGGGGACCCACGCAGCCGGGAGGUACGCGAACGGAGGAGCUGCCCCAGCUCCGGUGAUAAUGUGAGCCCCAAAAUUCGUCCCUGCUCUCAGCCCCACUGCACGCCUUAGAGAACAAACCCCUCCGGUUCCAAGGAUCGUCUCCUUGACGCGUAACCUUAAAGAAUGGUGGCCUUAAAUCCUGGAUCGUUGCCUGUUCCGAGGGGAGGGAGCGCACGGCGGCGUUUCUGUUUGCCCGGCCUUUACCUCUUCGUCACGAUUGUCUUCUGCUCUUGAUGAUGGCGCACGAAAUGCUUCCGAGCCAGAGCAAAUGAAGGAUUCGUCCUGCUCCCAGGGCAGCCUAACAGCCGGCCUCGAUGUUGGGGCUGUGUGCGCUUCCCAGGGCCCUCGCUGGCCCUUGGCAGGUGAUGCUCGCGGGCUGGAGUUCGUCUCGUGGAAGCUGGAAGGGGCACUGGGGGUGCUGGGGCUCUUCCAAGAACCCUCCUCAAAGCUCGUCAGCCCUCGGUCUUCCUGGCCUCCCCCUUGGGGGGGGGGGGGUCUCUCCCUGCCGGACCCCUUUGCCCCCCUCCUCACCCGAGCUCCCGCCCGCCUCAGGUCGCACUCGCCACUUUUGAGCCAAGUUGGUUUGUCAAAGCGAUUCGUCCCUUUGGCUUCCCUGCACUUGGAAGGUCCCCAGGGACAGCAAAACCCAAAGCAAAGCGCCCGGCCCCGUUACGGCCGGGCAGGGCGGGUGAUUUUUGGUUUGCCCACGGAUGGGCUCUGUCUCCUCCCCUCUCUUUUUUGGCUUCUCCUCGCCCUCUCUCAGCGGUGCCAGCUCCAGCUCCUGGGUUCGGUUUUGGUUUUUGCCACCUCUGCUUUGUCCCGCUCGUCUCGUGCUCCGCUGGCCUCAACCACUGCCCUUCUGCUUCAGACCCCGCAGCAGCCCCCAGCUCCCCCCUUGUUUCCCGAACGCUUUUUCUGCAGGGAUUCUGCCCGAAAACGGGUGUCGUGGCUCUCACUGCCCCAACAGGCCGUGUUUUUGCGGUGAGAUCGAGCUGGGAGCGGGGCCCACGGGGUUUUCAGCAGGGUCCUUGGGGUUUUCAGCAGGGUCCUUGGGGUUUUCAUCAGGGUCCUUGGGGUUUUCAGCAGGGUCCUUGGGGUUUUCAGCAGGUCCCACAUCCCCACGGGAAGGGUUGGGGCCAGGGGAAGCAGCCCCUGCGCCGCGCCCCCUCCUGCCAAAACCCGCGCUGGGUUUUGGGCAGCGUUGAGCGAAAGCGUCUCCCUUCGCCCAGGGGUAGCAGGCAUGACAAAAAUGUCUCGUAAUGACAAAAAUGUCUUUGUAAAACAUUGGCUUCGUCGCCCAGCUGGGUGCGCAGCGCCUUGGAGCUGCUGACUGCGGCUCGCCAGCUCCUCCUAGGCUGCAGCGAGGGCUCAGCGUCCAGGAACGGCACCAGCACAAGUCUUGAAGAGCAGGGAAAGGAGGAAUUGAGGCAAGGAGCAGCCGGGGGCCUCGCCACGGGCUGGUGGGGUUGGCAGGAGGGGGCACAGAGCGUGGUGCUGGGGGGCUGCGAGCCCAGGGCAGCGCUGGCGUCGGGUGCGGCAGCGUCCCCGAACCCCAAAUUUUCCCUUUAGGGACUCGGAGUGACCCGGCUCAGACAAAAAGCAGGUGGUGAGGGGAGAGCUGGUGAAAUCCCGGCCUCAAUGCCAUCACCAGACACCCCCGGGUCGCUCGGACCUGGCAGGUGAGGGGGGGGCCCUGCAGAUUUUCUCCCUGUGCCUCCCCGCUUCGCUGCCCAGCUCCAGCAUCUCCCCACCCCAGCUCCCCUCCACGCGCAGUGCCUUGAACAGACCCGGAAAGCCAUGAAAAAAAAAAAAAGAAAAGGUUGUAAAGCUCCAGACCUGGGCAGCAAUAAUCAGGGAACAAGUUUUUGAUGAGACCUUAACAUUUGUGUUGUUUUUGCUUUUAAUUACCAGGGUUGCAGCCGUCCUGAGCCCCUUCAGGUGCGGUUCCCUGGGACUUGCACCCUGCGGAGCUCAGCCGUGCCCAGGGCAGGUCCCGGAGCAGGUUCCAGGUCCUGGUUUGUGACAGUCCCUGGCUGCAGGGAGGGGGACAAAGCUGAAUCUUCCCACUGAGCUCCUCAGGAGGAAGGUAGCCCAAAAAAUCCGGCGUGAUAUUUCGCUAAAACAUCUCCCCAAACGGCCCCAAGCAGCGGGGCAAGGCUCUGCCAUGGGCGGGCAUCCCAAGCCAUAAAUUUGGGGCACCCCGGAGAGGUUCAUCACUUUUUAGGGCUGCAAAAGGUGCCCGGCAGAGCUGAACGUCACGAACCGGUCACAUUUCCAGCACGAGGGUCAGGGUUGGUUGUAGAGGUUUUUUUUUAAGAGUUGUGGGUGUUGUUUUUUUUUAAGAGAUGACCAUUUUUAGGGUCUUUGGAGAAACGGGUACACGGAGAGCAAGUUUUUCCCCCCAUGCUUUUCCAGCACCUCCGUGCUGAUGGAGCGGCUGCGUGAGGAUGCGUUGGGCUGCCUAAUUAAUUAAUUAAAACCUGGCUGCCAAAAAGCAGGGGGACAGCGUGGUUUUGUAACCCGGAGCCAAGCAGCCUGCCGAGCCCCCGCGUUGCUUGGAGGCGCUUUGUUCCCUGGGGUAGCGUGACAGUAGCUGGAGGGGAUGUGCAGGGGUUUUGGGGGGAUUUCGGGGAUUUUUCGGCUGGGAGGACGGACUUUGUGGCAAGUCUUUGGUGACAGGGGGUCCCCCCAUGUGGACAGGCAAGGGAAGAGCUGGUGUCUGCUCGUCCUCCUGCUUCAGCUCUUGCACAGAGACAGAUUCAGGUGGGGGUGAGAACCCAAAUUCUGCUCCAGGGCCGGCAGCCCCCCCCCCGAGCGCGUGCACCUUCCCCUGCCAGCCCCCGGCCGUGGUGCCUUAAAAAAAAACAAAAAAAACAGCUUUGUGCCCCUUCAGUCUCACGCAUUGCCCCCAACCCCAGCUUUGCAGCAGCGUUUUUGGACCCCCCCCCCAGGAUCUCCAGCCCCCACCUGGUGAUGGGGUGGGGGGAGCCGGGGGGACUUGGGGCCUUUUUCCUCCCAAAUCCCCCCCCGUGUCUUCCUGCUUAGGGCCGGAGCCGAGGGCUCAGACGGGAAUUGGGUUGGUUUUGGCCCCGUUUGUUUGGUUCCCCCCCCAAAUUUCGUGCACGCGGGGGCGGUGGCGACACCGCAGCCCCCAGCCCCGUGCCGGGAGGUGCCCGCGGGACCCGUCCCCACCCUGAGCUGCUUCGCAGGGCGAGCGCUGACGAUCACGAACGGAAAAAGCCAAGAAAAAGGAAAACACCCCCCCUGCCCCCCCCCCCAAAAAAAAAAAA